Molecule: messenger RNA, 1830 nt
Organism: Pyricularia pennisetigena
Lineage: Eukaryota; Fungi; Ascomycota; Sordariomycetes; Magnaporthales; Pyriculariaceae
Exons: 2
Coding region: 1-1830 (609 amino acids)
Molecular function (GO): palmitoyltransferase activity
Source: RefSeq, a predicted model, not a curated record
AUGGAUGUAGCGUCUUCGUCGUUUGAGCCUCCGACGAACGCCAUGUCCCGCCUGGCUCGGAGAAUCGAGCGCUGCUGCUGCACCUGCCUCGGCCUCUCUCCUUUAGCUUUUGUAUACGGCCUCACAACAUGGGGAGUCUGGGUGAUUGUCAGCAUAGGAUCGUCAAAGACAUCUGUCAGUUGGAUAGGCACCACCUCUUCCCUCCUCGGCGUCAUUCUCUAUCUCCUUCUCAACUGGGCAUACACCACAGCCGUCUUCACCCCACCAGGUAGCACAACCGACAACAAUGGCUACAGCGCACUUCCCACCGCCCGCGCCCCUUCGGCGACGUCCUUCACGGUGAAAUCCAACGGUGAGCUGCGCUUCUGCAAAAAGUGCCAGGCCCGCAAGCCGGAUCGUUCGCAUCACUGCUCUACAUGUCGCCGCUGCGUGCUCAAGAUGGACCACCACUGUCCCUGGCUCGCCACCUGCGUUGGCCUACGAAACCACAAGGCCUUCAUCCUUUUCCUCAUCUAUACCACACUCUUCUGCUGGUAUGCCUUUGCCGUCUCUGGCAUGUGGACCUACAACGAGAUCAUGCAGGACACCACGUAUGUCCAGGACCUAAUGCCAAUAAACUAUAUCAUGCUCUGCGUCAUCUCGGGCAUCAUCGGCCUCGUAGUCGGCGCCUUCACCAUCUGGCAUCUCGUGUUGGUUGGCCGUGGCCAGACCACCAUCGAGUGCCUCGAAAAGACGCGAUACCUGUCCCCUCUGCGCAAGUCUCUCCGAAACGCCUAUGACGCCCAGCACAGCGGCCACGGCAUCCCCCUGCCGGCCUACGGCCAGCAGAUCCUUGAGAUGCACGAGAAUAUCGCACCGGGGAUAACGCGGCCCGAGGAGGGCGAGGACUACGCCGGCGGCGGCCAGCCGCUCUCGACCAUCCCCCAGCGCGACGGCAACGGUGCCAUGUACAGCGAUGUGCCUGGCCCGGAGGGUCAGAUGGGCCGCCGUCUGACAUACGACGAGCUGGAACGGUACCGGGCCCGCAAGCGCUACGACGAAUACCUCGACGAGCAGGACAGCGCUAAGCUCCCCAACGUCUUCGAUCUCGGCGUCCGCCGGAACUACCUCCAUCUUUUUGGCCACAAUCCCUGGCUCUGGCCUAUCCCCAUCUGCACCACUACCGGCGACGGCUGGUCCUGGGAGCCCAGCCCCAAGUGGAUCGAGGCGAGGGACAAGCUCGCCCUCGAGCGGGAGCAGCAACGGGCCAGGGAGCGCGCCGCCGGCUGGGGCAUGCCAGACGAUGCACAGGACCACGCCUCGGGCGCGCCGCCGCCGUGGAGCCAGACGUCACAAGCAGCACCGGUUUACGCGCAGAAUGGCCAGCAGCGGACGCACGACGAGUUCCACAACAUAGCUUCUCCGGCGGCCGGCGGGGCUGGCAGGCACUACAACAGGAGCCCCAUCGCCGGUGCCCGCGUCCCUUCCAAAGCCGACCGGGUUCUCGGUAGAGAUCCAAGCCUGUACGUGGACGCGGCGCCGUCGCAACCCCCGCCUGUGUCUCUUUCCAUGCGCCGCCUCGGCCCCAAGGGACGGGACGAUCUCCUCGAUGAUUAUGACGAUGACUACGACGACGAUGAUCAUGCUGCCGUCCUCGAGCAGGACUUUGCCGCCCCGAUGGGCACAGCCAAGGACAUUGCAACAGAUAGGAGAUCGCCUGGCCUGAGGCCGGAUAUGGACUGGGGUCGGGGAGGCGCGAGCGGCCUGCUCAGGGGCAGCAGCGCCAUGGGCCCGCGGUCACCCGUCACGGCCGGCAGGGCGAGGGGUGAUUCGGACGUUGGUGUUGAUUAA